This is a messenger RNA of Epinephelus fuscoguttatus (brown-marbled grouper), 6157 nucleotides long. RefSeq names its product protein AF-17-like. Gene Ontology annotation, cellular component: nucleus. Gene Ontology annotation, molecular function: nucleosome binding; histone binding. The coding region runs from base 220 to 3435 and encodes 1071 amino acids. NCBI's taxonomy places the organism in Eukaryota, Metazoa, Chordata, Actinopteri, Perciformes, Serranidae. The record is from RefSeq and is a predicted model, not a curated record. The transcript is spliced from 20 exons. Gene Ontology annotation, biological process: regulation of transcription by RNA polymerase II.
UCUAUGGGGACGAGGAGGACAUCACGGAAAAAACGUAGCAGCAGCACCACAAACCCCACGCCGAGAUUUCGUCUCUCCGCUGUGCUAAAAGUGCGCGACGCAAGCGGCCCACGACUAUGCCCGGUGCGGCGUUAAAGUGCGGGACGACCACUUGACAGGCCUGGGCGAGGUCUGAGCCAUUGCCGGGAGGGGAAAUACAUUUCUUCGUAUGGGAGCAGCAUGCGGGAAAUGGUUGGAGGUUGCUGCGUGUGUUCCGACGAGCGAGGCUGGGCAGAGAACCCCCUGGUUUACUGUGAUGGACACGGCUGCAGCGUCGCCGUCCACCAAGCAUGUUAUGGCAUUGUCCAGGUUCCCACCGGUCCGUGGUUCUGCCGGAAGUGUGAAUCACAGGAGAGGGCGGCACGCGUGAGGUGUGAGCUGUGUCCCCACAAAGAUGGUGCCCUCAAGAGGACCGACAGUGGAGGCUGGGCCCACGUUGUGUGUGCACUCUACAUCCCCGAGGUGCAGUUUGCCAACGUCCUCACCAUGGAGCCCAUCAUCCUGCAGUACGUCCCGCAUGAGAGAUACAUCAAGACCUGCUACAUCUGUGAGGACCACGGGAGGGAGAGCAAGGCUGCUUGUGGAGCCUGCAUGACCUGCAACAGACAGGGCUGCAGACAAGCUUUCCAUGUAACCUGCGCUCAGAUGGCAGGUCUGCUGUGUGAGGAAGAAGGUCCAGAAGCUGACAACGUGAAAUACUGUGGCUACUGCAAGCACCACUACAACAAAAUGCAGAAGAAGUUGCGCUCCAGUGAAAAUACAAGUAGCUCCUUCAGUCAUACGAGGGGCCGCUCAAGCUCUCCGCCACAAGACAAACAUCACCACCACAGACAGAGGAAGAGUCAUAAAGACAAGAUUCGGCAAAAGGAACGCCAUAAGAAGUCCUCUGACAGCCUGGGCUCUUCAGUGACGACCAGCAGCAUAGAAAAGAUAUCCUCCAGUCACCACAGCAGCAAGGACAGCGACGGAAAGUCCAAGAAGCUGAGCUCACACAGUCACAGUCAUCGAAGUAAGAAGACAGGAAGCACUGGCAAGAGCUGCUCGUCCUCCUCCUGUUCCUCCAGUCCGUUCAACACAGGUGGUUCCCUGUCUUCGGCUCAGGAUUUCCAUCAGUUUACAUCCUCCUCCCGCCUGGAGCGUGACCACGACCAAGGGGGCGACGACCACAGUGGUGAGGAGCGAAAGGAGCGCCACAGGAGGCCAGCGGUCCAGGAGGAGGAGGAUGAAGAGGAAGAUGAAAAGGAGGAGGACAAAGAUGAGGAGGAAGAGGAGGAGGAGGAGGACAGUAAAUACCACAAACCGCCAGCUUUGACUCCUGCAGACGGCCCACUGGCAGGGUCGCAGAGUCACGACAGGUCGGAGGGCAACUCGAGCCCUUUCGAGAACAAGGUCACUAUUUCCACCUUUGGGUCCAUCAUGCGCAUCACCUCCUCGUCGGGGCUGGGCAGCAGUAGCAAGAUCCGGAAGAUCUCCUCCUCGGGGGACUACAAGUCCUCCAAGUCACUUUGUAAGCCGUCUCAGCUGAGCACGCCGCCUAUUCUGGAGGAGGCGGCCCUGGAGGACAAGGCCACGCCUCCACCGCUGCCCAGAGAGAGAAGGCACCGCGGCAACAAGAAGAGCAGCCACGGUCCAGGGCGGCCACGAGGCAGCAAGAACCGAGAGAGACGGGAAGAAGAGCAUCACCACCACCAUCACCACGCAGCGCCGCCUCCUCCAGCCUUAACCUCCUCCGUCUACCCGAGCCCGUCCUCCAUCCCCCACUCCACCUUUCCCUCCACGCUGCCCCCCACCGCUGUCUCCUCUUCUUCCUCUUCUUUCUCCUCCUCCUCUGCAGGCAGUUUUUCCACGAGCCGUGGCAACUCUCUGCUCAGCUCCGGUAUCUACUCCAGUCUCAAGGACCCUCUUACACUGGGCGGGGGUGUCUGCAGUACCCCUCUCUCCCUGGGUGGAGGGGUGUGUAGCACCUCCUUGUCCCUUGGAGGGGGCAUGUGUAGCACCCCUCUCUCCUCAGGACUCCUAACAUCCCACGUCUCCUCACUCUCACUUCCGUCAGUCAACGCUGUUUCAAACAUACAGGUUCAUCCAGGUUCCAGCUCCUCCUACAGCCUGACCUCCACUCAGCCUUUCGCCAGCUGUCUCUCCACAGCCCCAACACUGCCGCCACUACUGACCCAAGGCCAGACCUCACUGUCAGAGUCCGACCUCGAUGACUGUCGCUUCCCAUGUCAGGGGAACUCACCAAGAGAGAGUCUUUCCUCACAGUCUCCUAUGAGCUGUCUUCCUCUUCUGUUCGACCAGAGGGACGGGCUGGGUGCAGGAGUCAGAGCCCGUCCUGAGAACGUCCCUCCAGCCAGCUCCCACAUUGAGCUCCUGCUGGAGAAACACGGCAAUGGAGAGAUGGGAGUCAACAUUGUGGAGAUGCUCCAGUCGCUCCACUCCCUGCAGCAGGAGAACCAGCGCCUCCAGGACCAGAUCCUCAGCCUGACGGCCAAGAAGGAGCGGCUGCAGCUGCUCACCACAGACCUGGCCGUGUCUUUCCCUCCACAUGUUCAUUCCGCCCAUGGCUCCAUGCACACCUCUGCCCAGAUGAAUUUCCUGUCAUCCACACAAGACCCCCUGAGCACCAAUAAGAGUCCCCUGUCCAAAAGCUGCUUCCUGAAUGACACCUCCUUUGUUACCUCGUCUGAGGAGCUCCACUCUGGUAGUCCGUCCCGCAGUAGCUCCUCCCUCUCUUUCCAGAGUACUCCUCCUCCUCAGCAGAGCCCCGCCUCCUUCGGCCAGCCCCUGCUGAACGGCCUGAGUCGAGGUUUGGGCGACGGUUUGGGGACCAUCAGUCAGGCCGGCAGCUCCUCUUUGCCCAUGGUGGGUGGGCUCAUGUCAUCCCUUGCAGGAAGUCCUCAGCUGAACAUGAACGGUGUGCCAGGCAGUCUGAACGGUGUGAUCCAGUCCCCUGUGCAGAACGCCCCUCAGCCCACACUCCCCGCUCUGCGGCCCCAGCCUCCACCACUCAACCCCCAGGCACUGGCACAGGGCUUUCAGCUUCCCAAGAGCGUGAGCCCGUCUUCGGUCCUGUCAGAGCAGCAGAAGCAGCUUCUUCUCGAGCAGCAGCAGAUCCAGCAGUUCCUCACCUCACAGAACUUCACUCCAGAGCAGCAGGUGAUGGUGUGCCAAAUGCUGCAGCAGCAGAGACAGAGGGAGCUGCAGCGCCUCACGCUGACAGGAGCGCUCACCUCCACCCCAAACUCACCCAUGAUCUCCCAGUCACCCAACCUGCUGUCCUCAGCUACAGCCUCACCCCUGCAGGGUGGCCAGGGAGGCAGCCUGUUCGGCCUGCAGGACAAUGCACUUCACAAGCCCGGAGCUGCAGGAGAGAAGGGUGGAGACAAGAAUGGGUGACGUUUCAUGAUUUCACAGGAGCAGCUCAAAUGAAGAUGCGGGGCAUCACAGCCCCCUCGAAGAACUGAGGUCAACUUUCAUGACUUUUGAACGUCUUUCCUUCUCUGUCAUCUUUAUCUUACACCCUCUUUUAUGAAUGUAUAACAGGAUGGACUUAAACGUCAAGGUGAAGUUUUUGGUGUUUUGAAAUUCUUUAUAUCAGAGGUUCUUCUCAUAGGUUUUUGUGUAGGCAGCUUUCAGAGAGCAUGGAUACAGUGGUCUCUUCUUAAAUUGCACUAAUUUGUUAGCUAGACCAAUGGGGCUGCUUAUGAAGGCAGAGCCAGAGUUCCUGCUCAUCCCUGCAGGCGCUGUACGGGCUUUCGGGCUGAAGCGUGAACUCCAGGUCAGAGCGUCUCCCUUCUGACUUCUCAAGCACUGACCGUUCACGAUUUCCCGCCGUGGCUUGAACCAGAGUUUCCAUUCAGUCGGUGAGAAUCACAGACGUCUGCCACUUCUUGCAACCUCAACUGUCUUCCUUGAUAUUUUGUCUUCCCUUUGUGUUCACCCCCACCCGAGUUUCAUCCAGAUCUUCUAUAUGUUGCAGCCUCUACCAGGCACUUAUUAUGUAAAGGAUAAAUAUACUGUCAUUUCCUGUGUGGUUAGCGGCAUUUCAACAUUAAGCUAGUUAUUACCUCAGAUCUUUCCACCUUUUUUCCAUUGUUGAGAUUUUGUGCUGACUCAUUACCGCAAUAGCCUUCACUGGAUAUAAAUGCCCACCAAAAAUCUUGAUGUUAACUUUAAGGUAUUAACUCUUAAUGUAAACGUAGAAACGGCACAGAACCCACGUGUCCAAAAUGGCGCUUUGGUCCACUAGAGACCGGAGUAGCCAGAUUUUAUUCAGAACCACCAGAAGAGUUUCUAAAGACUUUUAUAUCCUUCCAGUUGCUAUCGAGAUUAAGCAGACAAAACCAAACAUUUGGAAACUGUAAGUAAGAAAUUGUUUUUCCGAAACAAGUGUGCACUUUGCAUGUUAUUAGCUAACAGAGCAAAUUAGCCAUCAACACUUUAUAAAGGACGCUCGGUACUUAUAGGCCACUAGGGACUGACAGGUUUUUGAUUUAUGUGAGUAUUUUGCACUCCUCCUCCUGAAGUGUCAGUUUUUUAUGUUCCUUUCAUACAUAGAUAUUCCUUUCAUGUUCACCAACUAGUUGUUCUUUUAGCAAUACUGGAUAGAUAAUGCCUUAAUGAUGCUAGAUUUACAGAGAAAACCACGAGCCCAAAGGCUUAACUCUCUUGUCGUCUUUCUUUGAUAGUGUUUUUUAUCUUGGGUACAAGGAGGGUUAGUAAAGUGAAAGCACUCUUCCUGAACCCGUUUAUACUUUUGAUAGCUGACUGAUGAUUUCAAGAGUUAAAAUGUGUGAAUAACCGUAUAGUGGUAACUAAAGUGUCAAAUAAUUUUCUAUUGUAAUUUUUGUGUUCAGAUGAAAUGGUCUUUAGUUGUUUGUGCUUCGGAGAACUGAGAAACAAGGACGUAUCGAGUGAAGCCUGCACAGUGGUGUCACAGGGGACGGCCCAGAUAAACUAAUAUUAAACUAUUAUAAAAGUGCUGUCGCGACAGUGUGUGAUGCAUAGUGUAGCUGUUAGCGUCACUGAGAAGACGGUGAAUUGUCAGUGUCGUUAACUGCGGGGCCGUUUGAGCCCAGAUCAUGACUUAAGCCAAUGUAGAGACUAUGUUAAGCUUGUCUUUCCUUCCACUCCACUUUAUCAUACAACGCCUCUGUUCAGCUCAGUUUUACUAACAAAGGCUCUUUGCAAAGUAAGGGAUUAUGUUAAUCAUGUUUUUUCUCCUGUGUUCUUUAACAAUAUUCCCAUUUAAGAUAUUUUCUCACUUCUGUUUGCAAUCUUGAACAUGAUCUCCCAUACAUGUGAUAUCUUGAGUGCUAGGUUAUUUUGUUAGCAGCUAAUGUAGACGUCAGAAAGGAACUCCAAGCAGCUCACGAGUCUGUGAUAAAUACUGUAGCAAUGACAGAAGGAGAAUGUUGAUUAUGUCGAUGAAGACAUGAGCCAACACGUUGACAUGACUCCAAGAGGGAGGUCUGCAAUUUACCAAGUAUGUCCUUAUGAGUCGCCUCUCUUAGCUGAGGCGAAGUCCAGACAGACGACCGUGUCCAAGAGAUUGACUGAAGAGUGUUGCGAAGGAUUUCUGAAGCGGUUUCUUUCUCAUGUUGCACUGGGGCGCUUUGGGCCCAAUUGUAAAUCAUUUUUUUAGUACCUUUUCAAUUUUGUUGGAAUACGAGUUGUAUACUUUAAUAUGUUUGUGUAAAAACACAUUCAUUCUUUUAAGCUUUGAAGUUUGGGUAACCAAGAUAAUCCAUGUUCUGAAUGUCGUACUGUGUAUCUUUUAUGUAUUACAACAUUUAAGCACCUAGCUCUGAAUGAGGUUUGAUGGAGAGCGAGUUACCUAUUGGGAUAUGAAUUGCAUGAAAUGCAGUGACGUCUCUCAAAUGUGUUGCUAAAUACCAAGUAAUAACUAUGCAUAAUUUUAAAUGCAUUGUUCCCUGGAAAAAAAGAAGAAAUUAAAUGAAAUGAGCACUGAAUUUUAAAAAGGACAAGCAUGUUGUCAUUGUACAGUGUAUUUGUUUGAGAGAAUUGAUCAAAACAAAUUUGACAAUAUUCAGAUUAAAAGCCCUGUAAAGUAUUUUGAUAUUUUUGUGUGUAAAAUUAAAAGGACGGAUUAAGACAA